Molecule: messenger RNA, 4045 nt
Organism: Leopardus geoffroyi (Geoffroy's cat)
Lineage: Eukaryota; Metazoa; Chordata; Mammalia; Carnivora; Felidae
Gene: CMKLR2
Product: chemerin chemokine-like receptor 2
Exons: 4
Coding region: 1001-2149 (382 amino acids)
Biological process (GO): positive regulation of cytosolic calcium ion concentration; inflammatory response; phospholipase C-activating G protein-coupled receptor signaling pathway
Cellular component (GO): plasma membrane
Molecular function (GO): complement receptor activity; G protein-coupled receptor activity
Source: RefSeq, a predicted model, not a curated record
AUUAUACAAGAAUACGUCCUUAAGGGUUAACUCUCUGUCCAAGGACUCAGGGGGACAGUUGCUGAACUCUGCCUUACUUCUCUCUUUCUCCAUCCUACCCACACCCCUCACCAUCAUCACCACACAAAAACAUCUGCUCUAAAUCGUAGGGGAAUUCCUAGAUUAUAUUUCCUGUGAAGGUGUCAGCUGGGCAACAUUUAGCAACUCUUGAAGAUCUUUCUCCAGCUUGCACUAACUGGACGUUGUGUCUAGUCAACUCAUCUGCUUUCUGGAAGAUUGGGAACCUCUGUGAACCUCAGGGUUUUCUGUUCGAAGGGAUUCUGAAACGGACGAGCUAGGGCACUCAUUUGCAAGGUGCUGCCCCCCUCCACCAAGAGAACUGGGAAGAGAGGUGGUUGGUGUCGUUCAGCAGGUCCUAUGAUCAUUCUGGCCCAGUAGGGUCAGUAAUGGCAUUGGAAGGGAGAGGUUUCUGACUUUUGGUGAGCAUAAUCGUUGUAGUGCAGUUAGGGGUCUUCCACUGGCUUUCUGUGUUUGGAGAAUGAGGUUCCUUCUGCCUCCCGCUUAGGAUUUUGUAAGGUGAUUUAGACUGCCACCUGGGUGGACCGUUGGGCUGCAGAAUUCCUAACAGCCUAAAAGGUCAUAACCACCAGGAAGGUGAGGGUGUCCCAGUAUAUAGGCAGAAAACCAAGACAGGGAGUUAGACAUUAGGCUAGAAAAGAUUUGACACAGAGGAGGGUCAGGGACCAGAAGCGGUGGGCAGAGUUAGAUCCCAGACCUGCAAGCAAAGGGCGGCAAGAAAGAAGCCAAUUCUUGCUCCCUGAAGUAGGGUACAUGAAGGAAAAGACCGGGUGUCAAGAGAAAAGCCAAGAUCCUGGGGGUGCUCAAGGUGGGUGGAUUGAUGAAGCAGUUGGAACUCUGUCCAUAGCUUGGGAAGUCAGGGUACCACUAAGGGAUUUGAAGUCAUCACCGUAGAUACCCUCAUUCUCCACUUGACAAGGUCAUGGAAGAUCUAGACGAAACAUUAUUUGAAGAAUUUGAGAACUACUCCUAUACCCUGGAAUAUUACUCCUCAGAGUCUGAUUUGGAGGAGAAAGCCCACCUGGGAGUUGUUCACUGGAUCUCCCUGGUGUUAUACUGUGUAGCAUUCAUUUUGGGUAUUCCAGGAAAUGCCACUGUUAUUUGGUUCACGGGGUUCAAGUGGAAGAAGACAGUCACCGCUCUCUGGUUCCUCAAUCUGGCUAUUGCGGAUUUCAUUUUUCUUCUCUUCCUGCCUCUGUACAUCUCCUACGUGGCCAUGAAUUUCCACUGGCCCUUUGGCAUCUUGUUGUGCAAGGCCAAUUCCUUCAUUGCCCAGCUGAACAUGUUUGCUAGUGUUUUUUUCCUGACGGUGAUUAGUCUGGACCGCUAUAUCCACUUGAUCCAUCCUGUCGUAUCUCAUCGGCACCGAACCCUAAAGAACUCCCUGAUAGUUAUUACAUCCGUUUGGUUUUUGGCUUCUCUAAUGGGUGGCCCUGCCCUAUACUUCCGGGACACUCUGGAGUUCAAUAACCACACUCUCUGCUAUAACAAUUUCCACGAGUAUGAUCCUGACCUCACUUUCGUGAGGCACCAUGUUCUGACCUGGGUGAAAUUUAUUGUUGGGUACCUCUUCCCCUUGCUAGCAAUGAGCAUUUGCUACUUGUGUCUCAUAUUCAAGGUGAAGAAGCGAAGCAUCCUGGUCUCCAGUAAGCAUUUCUGGACCAUCCUAGCUGUGGUCAUGGCCUUUUUGAUUUGUUGGACUCCUUAUCACCUGUUUAGCAUUUGGGAGCUUACAAUCCACCACAGUAGCUAUUUUCACCAUGUGCUUCAGGCCGGCAUCCCCCUCUCCACUGGCUUGGCAUUCCUCAAUAGUUGUUUAAACCCCAUCCUCUACGUCCUAAUUAGUAAGAAGUUCCAAACACGCUUUCGGGCCUCGGUUGCUGAGAUACUAAAGCACACGCUGUGGGAAGUCAGCUGUUCUGGCACGGUGAGCGAACAGCUCAGGAACUCUGAGACCAAGAACCUGUGUCUCCUGGAAACAGCUCACUUUUCCAGCAUGGUACCUCGGGGUAGUCAGACUUCUUAUAUGGCACAGUGUAAGGCCCUAAGAAGCCAAGGUGGACAUCUAUAGGCCUCUUCAAGUCUAUGUCCGACCCCUGAUGCAGUAUCACAUCCACUGUACUCUCUCGGUCCAAGUAGCCACCAGGUCAGUUCAGGUUCAAGGGGAGGUGACCCCACCUGUCAAUGGGGAUAUGCUCCUAUUCUUAAUCCCUCAUGGUAUCAGUAUAAUUAACAUUUUUGGAAAACUCUGGGUACGUGCAAGUAUGCGUGACAUUGCUGUAAACGUAAAACCCUGACAUCUAGAUAGUAGGUAGGCCAGCCCAAUCUCAGAAAGAUUUCAGAAAAAGAAAGCAUGUGUGACAUAGUGAGUUAUUUCUACCUUCUAUUCCUAUAACUGUAUUGAUGUAGGCACCGGUACAAGACCAAUGAAGUAUACCUUUACGUCAGUGAGUGACCUCUGCAUGGUGCAAAUCUGUUGCAUUUUAGACUGUAAUGGUAUUUUGCCUUCUAUCCAUUUAUUCCUUUAGCAAACAGAUGAGUGUCUAAGGGCUAUACAGAGGCAUGUGGCACUUAACAGUUUAGAAAGUCUAGAGAUCAAACCUGCAUGAAAAUAAUGCUAGAACAAGGUAGACAGUAAUAAGUGCCAGAAGAAAGCCAAGAAAAGUGUAGAUUGUUCAGAGAGGAAAGAGCACCCAGUAUAGAAGUGAACAAACAUUGGGGUUGCUUGAUUUUGGGGUUUCCUAAGGAUCCUGUUCCUGUCCCUUGUCUCUGCUGGUAUCCUUGUCUUUUAUGAAUACAAACUCUGCUACUCACUGCAAUUUUUAAAAGCAUUUGACUUCCCAUAAUUUCCGGAUUUUAUUUUGAAAAUUGGGAGGAGGAGAUGUAUUAUUUCUUGAGUCAGUAUCCUUUUUUAUUUCAUCUCUCAGCUUUUGGAAAUGCUAGUCUCAGAUCUUUAUUGGCUCUGUUCUUUACUGUUGGCCCAUACAACAAUCAGAUCUGGAUUUGGAAAUUAUUCCCCAAAAAUGUGCGGCAUAGCUCAGCAUAUCCCAACCUGUCACUCCCAAAUUUCAUGGUUUCUGCCCUACCCAGUAUGGAGGGAGGGUAGGAAGAAAGGUACUCAUUGUCAGUGUCUGCCCCCUCUACCACGAGGGGUUAAGAGAUUCCACUUGCCCUCAAGGGAUAGGCCUUGAUUUCCCCGGAUCAGGAGAAAAUCUGGAGGAUCCAAGACAAAGAGAACUCUAUAGGCUCAUCCUUAGCUUGAGCAAAUGGAGAGAUUCUCAAGGCUGUUGGAGAAAGGAAGGGUGAGAAGCAGGGAGAGGAUUAGGCAACCAAGGGCAGAAGGAAAUUAUGGAGCAGAUGUUACUACCUGGUAAGCAGGAGCUUACCAAGGGCCUAUAAAAAUAUUUGAGAUCUUUGGGUGCCUGGGCGGCUCAGUUGGUUAAGCAUCCAAGUCUUGGUUUAGGCUCAGGUCAAGAUCUCCCAGUUUGUGGGUUUGAGCCCUGCAUCAGGACAGCGCAAGGCCUGCUUGGGAUUUCUCUCUCUCUCUCUCAAUAAAUAAACUUCAAAAAAAUCUGAGAUCUUAAAAUAUAGUAUUGGUUCUAGAAUACAAAAAGAGGAACUUGAAAAGUCAAAAUUAAUAAAUAAUUAAACGUCUAUAAAAUACACCUUUAUGUCGGCCAAAUGAAAUAUUUUGUAAUUCUAUAAAAACUUAUAUUUAAUAUGGGAUUUCAAUAUGUUUCAGUGUUUGAUAUGAAAGGUAGGGCUUCCAAAAAAGAAAAAUGCUUUAAAGAAGGUCUACAAAGGUCUCAGAGGGACGCUGAAUUCAUUGUAGAAUCUAAUGAAAGUUUCAGGUCCUUUCCCUAGAAACAUGCUUUUUUUAAAAAAGGUAAUCUGGGACACCUGGGUGGCUCAGUCGGUUAAGCGUCUGACUUUGGCUCAGGUCACGAUCUCACAAUUCGUGGGUUCA